Messenger RNA from Penicillium pulvis, 1233 nucleotides. Its product is annotated as PAS domain-containing protein. The transcript has 3 exons. Lineage: Eukaryota; Fungi; Ascomycota; Eurotiomycetes; Eurotiales; Aspergillaceae. Gene Ontology annotation, molecular function: protein binding. Bases 1 to 1233 code for a protein of 410 amino acids. The record is from RefSeq and is a predicted model, not a curated record.
AUGGACACCACCUUCAUCACAAUUCAUGAUCUCUCGAGAGAUGCCUCAAUCCGAUAUGCCUCGGAGAGUAUUCAGGUGGUGCUUGGAUACCAACCAUACGAGGUGCUGAAUCGCUCGUGCUGGGAGUACUUCCAUCCACAGGAAUUGCCUUUCGCACGCAGUGUCCAUGGUCGGGGCGUGCGCCUGGAUAAGGCCGCUGUGCUGAACUACUGUUCGAUCCGACACAAGGAUGGAUCGUGGGUCGGAUGCGAGUGUGUUUUUACGGUUGUGUACGACGUGUUGAUCGCAAGUACCACCGUCUAUGGACGUGGGAAGGGCGCCCAGAAUCGUGCCAUUGAUGCGCCUAUUGUCCGCCAUCUCUUCGACUCCUCACCCAAUGACUCGCGCUAUCACAUGCUCACGUGGCUAUCCAACAAGUUCUCGCAACGUCUUGAUGAGCCACUUCAUGAGCCUCGCGCGGCGAUGUUCGUGAAUAGAUUUACUCGCACUGCGACUAUAAUGUACGCUACGAGCGGCGUGAGCGAGAUUCUAGGCUUGAGUCCGAGCCAGCUUAUCUCGAAGAGCUUCUUCUACUGUAUCCAAGAGCAUUGCCUGCGGGAUGCAGUAAGAUGCUUGGAGAGCGCGAAGGCGAACGACUCAAUUGCCUAUCUGCGAUUUUGGUUUCGGAAUCCCAUGCAGGAUGAAAAUCCAGAAAUGGCUCAACGUGGACUCGUCGCAUUUUCGGACCCAAUCCCUCCUCUUGAGCUGGAAGCCGUUGUGUCGUGCACAUCGGAUGGACUAGUUGUUAUUCUCCGUCGUGCUCGGGCUCCCAUACCUACCAGCACUACUAUGCCACCUCAGCCGGUCCCUGUUUACUCAAAUGGUCUUUUUGCGGCGCCGUGGGCUCCUGAGCCAGUCUACUCUUAUGAGGAAGCGCCACGUGCCCAGGAAAACAUCGAUCCGAAUGUGGGGUAUCCCGAGGUGAAAACUACGCUUUGCAAAGACGACCACUCUUCCGGGUCCGACUUUACUUCGAGCUCUUCUGCUCCCAGCUCUGCAGUGACUCCUCCCCAACCAGAGGCUAAGGCCGGUAGCUCUGGUGGUCCUCCGACGCAGAACCUCAUGGACACGAUCCGAGAGGUGGCUGUCUUCGCUUGGGGUAUUGUUGGAAUCAACCGGUCGCUCGAGCAGUACAAGGUCGGAACACCAGCAGGCAAUGCUCAGCCGGCAAAUGCAGCUUUCGGUGAUAACUGA